UAAGAUUAUAAUCAUAUGUGUGUUAUCACACAUGAUUAUAUACGUCACCAUAUAGAGACCAAAUUCAUGCACAUAUUAUAAAAAAUCACACACACAUAUAAUUAUAUAUAAUUUAUGUAUGAUCCACAUAUAAUUUUCUUAUAUAUAAUUUUAUACAAUCUUUUUUCCCGGGCAUAUAAGUUAUUAGGGAGUGGAAGGUUUCGAGCAAAAUAGACAUUACAGGUUUGUAAACAAACAAUAUAACUUUCCAUUCGUCGUGACCAACGCGUCAAUAGAAUUCCAAUUUUGUGGCAAGUUAUUGAGAGAAGCUAAAUAUUGACAUUUGGAGAAUCGUGGCAUGCGAUGAUCUCAAGUGAUAAUCUCCUUUCAUGAGGAGAUUGAUAUAUCCAAGGAAAUAUUGAUACUCUGAAAGAUUGAUAUUGAACGUCUUCUUCCGCCAGGGAAAACAUUACGCACCCACUUGCCGCGCGCAUUCCGGAAUUUAUACCGUAUACAACUACUACGGUCGGUGUAUAGUUCGGUGUAUGCUGGCUAAAAGAAAAGCACAUCUCUCUCGAUGCUAUAAUAAAUCUUACUAAAGCCUCCCCCCGUAGCCGGCUCGGCGAGAACUUCUGCUCGGAAUAACGCAGGCGCCCACGCUCUCACAAUUCUAUAGACUUCACGGUAAAUUUCGUUGAGAACGCGCGAUACUUAUCGCGGCGCGUUAUUUCAUAUAAUUGGUUUACCUUAAGUGCCGCAAUUAUACCAGUUCAACGCCUUUAUCGAAGCACGAUUGCGCGGCAAAUUGAAUUAGCGAAAAUUCGCGAUGGGGGUUCAUUGAGGUCGAGCUUUUUCAAACAAGCCUAAACGGGAAUUACAAUCAAAUAUUAGCCAUUCGAACAGGCCUCUUUGUUUGUCUUGCGUACAAAUUACUGCUGUGUCCACAAAUAUUUACGAUUUGAAAUGAAAUGGGAAAUUCGGGGUGGGGGAGGGGGAGAGGAUGAAAUGGCUCGUAUAUGAAUAAAGAUGACGUAAAUACUCGCAGUGCGGAAAGUAGAAAUGACAAUACAUAAAUAUUCAAAGCGCGGAUCAGAAUAACCAGCUGACCUGUUAAGAAACAUCACCGUGCAAUAUUUAGAGAACGUCAUCGCGCCGCUCGAAGACGCCACCGACCGCCAAAUCACCGUCAGGAAAUUGUGCCGGCAUCCGUUGCAUACGAAAUCACGGGAACGUUGUAAAAUUAAGAGGGAGAAAAAACAGGGAACGAAUAAGAGACUGCUGUGUUCCGUGAAUUCCAGGCGGAGCUGCGGAUUUUCUAUUAUAUCGAGCCGGUGGUUUUCGCAGAUAAUAUUGUUUGCAUUCUACAACAACGCAUUUAUACCUUCGUGUCGUGAAAGGCAAAAGCACCGCAAUGUAACGUGAAUAAAAAAGUUAUGCUAAUCGAACGUAAAUAAAGCCGCAAUAAAGGACGAGUAAAAAUUUGCCCGCGCUCGAUAACCGCGCGUAAAAACAUUCUAUUUCUAUUCAUGCUUCCGCAACGGCCGCCACAAUCUUUUACUGUCGCAAGCGAGAGAACAGUAAGUUAAGCAGAGAGAGAGAAAGAGAGAGAGAGAGAGAGGAGAGAGAGAGAUGUGCUUUCUAUAUAUGCAUAUAUAUUUCCGUUUCGCGACGAUGAAGGAAGGCAGAAGCAUUUACUCCGCUUUAUUCAUACGUCCCGCUUGGAAGCAUAAAAACGGCACGAAGAGAGAGACAGUUGUAGCAAAAGAUUAAGAUUGAGAUCUAGACUAAGUGUUGGAAGCGGAAAACCGACGUGUCGAGGUCGGUCGCUCGGAGCAUUGGCAAGAGAGAGGAGGGGUAGAUCAUGCGCUCUGCAUUCACAUUGGUUCUCACGUAGGGUGGCGGGCUUGCAACCCUCAGUUUGACGCCGCGUGCGAGCGCAUAAGGACUCAUCGCGACCGCCGUCAUCUCGCGAGACGCAGAGAGAAAGGGAGAGAGAGAGAGAGAAAGAAAGGGGGAGGGAGAGAGAGAAAGAGAGAGAAAGAGUCGUUCAAAGUCAUUUUUCCAGGGGAAGAUCCGCCGCAAAAUGACCACCGGCGGGAUGAACCCGCACGUUCGAUUCAUCGAUCCAACUUGAGGUCGAUCACGACACGGCCGAUCGGGAAGCAAAAAGAAACGCAUCGUCGUGAGAGACACGCCAUUCGUAAUUAAUAAGGUGGAUUGCAUGCAGCCGUUAUGAGAGUCACGCGUGAAAAUGCAAAGGACACGCGGAGGAAUUCGCGCAAUCGAAGUCGCAUUGACGUGUACAAUUAAUUCGAUUGACCGAAGUCUCUUUCUCUCUCUCUCUCUCUCUCUCUCUCUCUCUAUAUAUAUAUAUAUAUAUAUAUAUAUAUAUAUAUAUAUAUAUUCCUCUCUCUCAUUCUCUCAUUCUCUCUCGAACAUUUAUGACAGAUGGACGUUUACGAGCGAUUCGCGUGUAAUUGUUCGGAAACGAUUAAUGACGGGUUCGGCGCGCGACUGGGAGACUUAAUUGGAAUACAAAACGUUAUUGCCGAUUAAUCGGGAAAAAUAGCGCGCCGGUUUCGAUUGGAUUUCCACGAUUUUCGCUGUGCGCGUUUUUCGCCGACCAGAAAGAGAAAGAAAAGGGGGCAAAAGGGGCAAAAAAGCGGGGAAGGGAUUGAAAGAGAGUCACGCGUGAAGAUCCCUGGGAACGCUGCAAUCGAGAAAAUGGAAUUAAUUACCGGGCGGCUGUUAGGAAUGAGCGCGCUUUGAGGCGAUUUUUCACCUGAAGAGAGACAAGGUGUCAGUGCAAGCCGAGCUUUCCGAGCCGUGCUUUGAGGCCUCGUCGAAGUGUGGUUUUGUGAUGGGGGGAAAUAUUAAUUUCGACAAAAAAAGCGCGGAGCACUGAUUAUAUAUCGCCAGGAGAAUUCGAUUAUUCUCUUCCAGUGUGUGUGAAUUCUCUUUCAGUGUAUGGCAGCAUCGCGCGCGACUAACGGUUCGCGACGUCGACUUUUCUCCAAGAGUCUGCCUCCCUCGGAGUGAUGAGAGUCCGCCGCAAACAAUCGCAGACAUUCGCCGGGGGGCGAACAAGUGACCGGCCAGAAACAGCGGAUUGAUUAGCUGGACAAAUAGGCGCGUUGCCCGACGCAAGGUGCGCGACGAUGUUCGAGGUAUCGAGGUCGUUGCUAAUUGCCGACGGGACGAAGCGGCGACACGCGAGCGACAAGUAAUCACGCUGAUAAAUAAACACGUCACGCGGCGAUCGCCCGAGAAAAGCGGCCGCGAAAGAACUCUGCGCCUCUGAUAGAUCGCGCGCUCGAUGUGAUUAUGUGCUGUAAUUAACGAUAAUGCACCCCCAAGCUGGAAAAAUCAGCAGUAGCAGCGACGGCGGCGGCGGUGACGGCGGCGGCGACGAUGGCGGGAAGCGUUGAAUCGCGAUUGAUCGCGAUGGUAUAGCCACGUGUGGAGUCCGACGUCGCUCUGCCGGGACAGAAACGUGUCGUAUGUUGGAAUCAAUGAAGGAGCGCUUUGUAUCUCCCACCUGCUUCGCGCGACGAUUGCGCGAUAAAACUGUCGAUCGCGACGAUAUCGCUCCGCACCCGCGCGGAGAUCGCUCCAAUAAAUCAAAUUCAACUUGACGUCCUCGAGAGAACGGAAGAGACAAAGAGAGAGAGAGAGAGAGAGGGAGGGAGGAGUGAGAGGAGCGUGAGGAGAGGGCGAGAUCGACGAAAGGCUAUGAGGGCCCUUCAUCAUAUUCGCUGAUUCCCGAUCGCGAUCGAUAAUCGUGAGCUGCACGCUAAAAAUCGCCAACAUCGCCGACCUAGGCGUGGGAAAUCAGUAGGGAUUUCGAUCGACAGCUUUUGCUGUGCUCCAGCUGCGGCCUAGCCUCGAGCGCGAUUGAAUCCCGGAAAUGUCUGUCGCACGGGACUCAUCGCGAGAACGUUGUUACUAGAAGCUGUGUUGGCAAAAAGCGGCAGCCGGGACCACGCGAGCAGCAGAUAGACCGAGAGUUGCCGCGGAACUGUUGAAAGCCGCGGGGUCUAUUAAGGUCUAUCAAGAAGCAUAAGUUCCGGGGGAAACGCAAGAUCGUCGAGGAGGGUCCAUUCACAGCAGCGGCUGCGACCUAUUAAGCACCGUCGAGAAUCCGGGGGAGAUGCAGGGCCGCGGAGAUGCUGAGGAGAUGCCAUUCCCGUGGCAAUAAGAGCGCAGUCUGCAGCAAGCUCGAGAAGGGGUGGCAAGUUCGGGGCUGGGCAUUGUUAAAUCGAACUGCCCGUUACCCGCGGCAAUCGAAUGAAAUGUCGCGUCGCGCUGGAUGUUAGAAGCCCGUUGAGCGCUAACGUCGCGAGGGAGCGAUAACCGACGUUCUAAUAUCGACGUUGCAUUGAUCCUGGGGGAGCCCGCGUGAGCGGUCGACAGCUCUAGUCGAGCGGCAAAAUGUCGGCGAGUUGAAUCGAUCUCGGGAUAUGCAUAAAUCGCGCGCCGAUGUUGCGAGCUGGCCGGGCGGCCAUUAGAACACGGGCUAUUAACAGCCCCGACGAGCGAGGACGACGCUCGUCGCGUCGUGGUGGCGCGAGUCGGGACCAGGAGGGUGAAUGAGAGAGAGAGAGAGAGAGGCAGAGCGCGCCAUCACCUUGCGGGCGGAUGUAACAAGCGGACGUCGCGAGCGGGAAGAUGAGCGGCUGAAGAUGAGUGCGUCAGGCUAUUGGUGCGCGCUCAUCCUGCUCACGUUUACGCAAGAGUCCCUCGGCAGUCACUACGAGAAGCUGCAGGCCGGGGAGAGCAGGUCGAAGGAGUACCUGCGCCAUCAGCCGAACCACCGUUCGUCGCCCUUCGACCGCAAGCUCAUCGACACGACGGGUUUUCGCGCCGCGACGGAGGCCCGCGUGCCGGCACGUAACAACCCCGUGGCCGCUCAGCCAGAGAUGGGUCGCGGCGUAGCGGCGCGGACCCGCGCCUCUCCGACGCAUCUCUCAGCUGAAAUUCAGCACCUGGUGACCGCGGAGGUCCUUCCCACAGAGCGGCAUACGCUCGAGAUCGUCCUCGGGGAUGCCCGCGGCGUGUCCGCGGCGAGGAGCCGCUCGACGGCGGCGGUCCCGUGGACGGAGGUCGAGCAGCAGGCGGAGACGAGCGUCGAGCGGUCGCAGAUUCGGCACGGCCGCUCGAGGAGUCACUUCGCGCGGCAGAAGGUCGAGGACGCCGCGAGGGACAGCUCGAAAGAGGCCGGCCGAGCCCUCGACAGAAUUACGACGAGCAAGGCUCGUCAGGAGGACCAAGAGGGUCGCGCCGAUAACCCGGCCGAUCAUCAGGCAGGAUCCGUUGCUUUGAGGCGUGAUCAUCAUUUGCGGUUCUCGGAGCAAAAUUUCUCGAAGGACCACCCGGCGAACGGCCAGAGUCCCGAGAGAGCCGAGGAGGAUGAUGCUCCAGAGAGGCCGGAGAGUUUGCUCAAGCUGUAUCGAGAGAGAAAAGCGAACGAGCCUGUCGAUGGCUCCAGCGUUCUGCUCAUACGCGAUUAUUCACGGCUCACCGAGCGAAAUUCCUCCAAGGAUAACUCGCCAACCGGCCGAGCCCUCGAGCGGAUGAAGAACAUCGCGGCGCAGAAGGAGCUCGAGAGCGUGUUGAAGACGCGCCACUCGGAAAACCACGGCGUUCUGCGAUCCAGUCCCGAUAUUCUGAGGAAUCUCUUCAAGGACGACCCGCUGAGCAAGCUGAAGAAGGCGAUGUCCUUAAACAAGACCGCGCUGGCGGGCACGGCGGAUCGCAACACGACCGAGAUCACCGGCGUGGAGCCCGCAGCCGAGGAUACCAGCGAGUCCUCGCGCGAUCUCGACGAGGAGAUCCUGCAGGACGUGGUGCUGGACUACACAAGCUACGAGGAGCUGGUGAACGCCUCCGACCGCGGGCGCAGGAGGCCGGAGGCCGCCCAGGUCGACAUAGUGACGCGUUUCCUGCGGAUAAUCGAGAAUCAGCACACUCUGGGCGAGAACUGCACCGCCGGCACCGAUCUCAAUCUGGGAGAAGGCGUGGUGGACCAAUACGCUCAAGAGAGGUUCCGGCUGGAGGCGAAUCUUGCCGUGAAUCGCGCCAACAUGCUCACCAGGCUCUGGAAGUACGCCCCAGAAGUGAUGCUGUCCUCGGAAUAUCUGUUGCAUGCGAGCGUGCUCUCGAUGGUGGAGUUCGACGAGGACAUCUUCGCCGCCGGCAAUUGCUACGACAAAUUGCAGUACAAAGAUCGCUGGCUGUAUUGCCCGUUCGCCCAUCGGCUGCCGAAUCAGGACGGCGUUCUCGUGAAGGAUCUCGCGAUCGAGUACAAGUACCUGACUAACAGCAGCGAGUGGUUCUACAUCGCCCGGAAGAACGCCGAGAGGGUGAUCGCUAGCUACGAGCAGUUCAGCCGAGGAUUCCACACCUAUACGUUGAACGAAAGCAUGCACACGGAAAGGGAGGAGGACGAAAUCCUGACAGUGAAAUACGAGGAUGGCAGGUGGUCGAAACCGUAUUACGACUGCGGGGGUGGCAAUAUCUGGAUGCUGACCUACACGGUACCCUUCUUCGGAUACGUCAACGACACCUACUUCUUCAAGGGCACCAGCGGCAUCGACGUAGACCUCCGAAGGGUAGACAUAGAUCAGUGCCCGCUGCCGGCCGGCUCCACGCAGCUUAACAUAUUCGCCGCCAGCGACAAAUGCAAAAAGCGCACCACAGAGUGUAUCGCUAUUUCCGGCCUUGGUUUCCGCCGUGGUAGUUAUCGGUGUGUUUGCAAGCGAGGCUUUUACUACCCUGACACGAAAUCGGACAAGAGGUACUACAACGGCACCGUCAUAGAGGAGGAGUACGAGAAGUUGAUGAUGGGUGAAAAGAGCCAAUAUGCCGAGAGUGGAGUGUUCGAGUGCCUGCCGUGCGCCGAAGGGUGCGAGUCCUGCGAGGACGGAUCGCCUUGCGUGGUGUCCCUGAACUGGCUGAUGAGAACCGCGAUACUGAUCCUGGAGUGCUGCAUCAUCGCCUGCUUGCCAGCCGUCGUUCUUUUCACGUGGAAAUACGGCCACGUAAAGGUGGUGCGGGCGGCCAGCCCGGUUUUGUUGCGCGUGAUUGUCCUCGGCGCCUUCUUCAUAUAUUGCACAACCAUAGUUAUGUAUCCCAGACCAAACAUCAUCACAUGCACUGUGCGCGUGUGGCUACGAGAAAUUGGCUUUUCCCUCACAUAUGGAGCGCUGAUGCUCAAAACGUGGCGACUAAAAGAAGGAUCGAACGAUACGUUUGCGAUGUUCGCUCGCAGGAUAUCCGUGAUCUUCCGAGUGAAAUCGGCGAAAGCCGUGAAAAUAACGGACGCGAGCUUGCUGAAGCGGCUGGGCAUCAUCGUCCUGACGUUCAGCGUGUUCCUGAGCAUAAGGACUCUGGUCGCGCCGCCCGUCGUGAUCGUCGCGCGGACCGCCGACGAUCUCAAAGCGUACCUCUGCCGAACUGACUGGUGGGACCACAGUUUCACUACUCUCGAAGUGAUGUUCCUCGUGUGGGGCAUCCGCCUGUGCAUCGUAGUGAGAAAAACUCCGUCGGAGUUUAAUGAGAGCCGAUUCAUUUCAAUGGCGAUUUACAACGAAUUUCUACUGUCAGUCUUCCUCAACGUUUCAAUGUUGUUCCUGCAAUCGCCGGCCAAUCCGGAUUUAUUGUACAUCAUAUUUUUCUGCCAUACCCAGCUUACCGUCACAUUGCUGCUGUGCCUGAUAUUCGGCAGUAAAGCUUACGUGGUGUUCCGCGGCGGGGGAAAGGAGGAGACGAUCGGCAAACUUUGCGGCGCGACCGGCAAGUUCCUGGGGAAAAGCAGUCGUCCGCAGGGCACCAGUAACCAAACCAACUCGAUAUCCCUUCAGCAGGGUAAUUUUGCCGAAGAAAGCGACUCAACCACGGAUGAGUUUCGUCGAUUGCUCAACCAGUUAGAAGUCCUAAAGGAGAAGAACAUUUUGCUAGGAAAUCAGGAGUUAGUCAGCAAGUUAGCGGCCAUGCUGGACGUUUCAAAUCGCGUUGAGGCUCAAGUGUCCACGAUUCAAGCCAUCUCGACCAGCAUUGUUCAGUUGAACGAUCUCAAUAAAUCAACGGAGGAAACUAACGUUGGACAAGUUUGUCAGAAGCAGCAGGAGCGGGCAGGGAACGGUUCUCAAGGCGAGAAUCGAUGUCGCGCGUGCAUCGAGAAGAACGGUAUCGGGCUGAAGGACACGCCAGAUCCCACGAAGGAUAUUGAGACGUCGGAUAUGAAGAGAACCAGCAAGGACAUCGGCGUAUCGACAUCCUCGAGGCACGCCGGCGAGGACGUCGACAGGGAGGUGUGUCAUGGCAAGGAUAACGGUAAAGAAACCGACGCGAAAGACAAGUCUAGGGGCAAAUCCGGCCACGCCAGGACGCACGCCAUAGUUAUCAACCUCGACGACAAGAGCAGGUUUUCCGAGGAGGUUACCGUGUAACGCUAAGUCGUCGAGCGAGAAAUAAACGACGAGCGGACCGAAACGCGCGCGGCUUCUUCCGGGUGCAAUCGAUCGGGGCACGUUUCUCCGUUUCGCCGUGUGACUUCAUCGCGAAUGACAUUCACAGUCUGGUUACAACCGAGAAAGUACCUAUGUAAUCAUCAAUCUCAAACUACUCGGGAGAAAAUGAACGCUUAACCUCCCUCCCUCCUCCACUUCUCCCAACCCCUACUGCCCUUCCCACAUCCAAAAGUUAGAAUCGACAAUUAGUACGACGAAAUAUCUUGAGAUAAAAUCGUUGCAAAUUAUCCGAGCGAAUUUAAUCGUUAUCAUGCAAAUACCAUUCUAUGGAAAGAAAAUUAAAUUUCAAUACUAAUGCAUUCUCUCUCUCUCUCUCUAAUUUAUAAAUUCAUAUCAUGAGUAAUUUUUUCAAAGCAUCGUUUUUACAACAGUCUUUGAAUUAAAAUUUUUCUUUUCUCUCUCUCUCUCUUUCAGUCUCUUUCUCUCUUCUUCUCUUUCGACUAUCAAAUAAUGAUUUCAAAGACAAUUCGCGAAAAUUUUAAUUAUUGAAGAGUCUCGCGAAUUACACACAGAAAAAAAGAUUUUCUAAUAUAUGGACAACUAAAAAUAUUAGCUGCAGGAGCAAAUUUUCUU
Messenger RNA from Odontomachus brunneus, 9083 nucleotides. RefSeq lists its product as uncharacterized. NCBI's taxonomy places the organism in Eukaryota, Metazoa, Arthropoda, Insecta, Hymenoptera, Formicidae. Bases 4569 to 8429 code for a protein of 1286 amino acids. Gene Ontology annotation, biological process: G protein-coupled receptor signaling pathway. The record is from RefSeq and is a predicted model, not a curated record. Gene Ontology annotation, molecular function: G protein-coupled receptor activity. Gene Ontology annotation, cellular component: membrane. The transcript has 14 exons.